AUGAGCCAGGUCAAUACCAACGAGGACUAUUUGCAUCGCAUGGGCGUGGCUAGCGGUAGUGGUCGAGACGCCGCAGCUAUCGGAGGAAUGGUCAGCUUGUGGUUUGGUGGCUUUGCUAUCGCAUAUUGGAUGGAGUUUGGCUGUGUCAAAACGCAAUCACUAUCUUUCGCAUGGCGGUUCCCACUUGGCUUCCAGGUCGUCUUUCUCCUGUUUAUCCUGGCAGCCGCCCCAUUCUACCCAGAGUCACCGCGUCACUUGGCCAAGAUAGGCGAUCUGGAGGGUGCACGUUCUGUCCUGACACAAUGUCGUAUUGACACGGACGAGAACACCAUCGACGCAGAGAUGGACGAAAUUGUAUCUGCCAUCCGCGCCGAGGCAACUUCAACCUCGCACAGUUUCUACUCCAUGAUAUUCACAAAAGACAAACUGCACACCCGCCGGCGGGUCCUCCUCGGAUCUGGCGUCCAGGUCAUGCAGAAGCUAACCGGUAUCGAUUUCAUUGCCGUCUAUGCGCCGAAUAUGUUCGCACUCUCUGGUUUUAAAGGCGACAAGCCCGCUCUGCUGGCAGGAGGGAAUUGGUUCGGCUAUAUUGCCAGCCUAGCACUUUCAAUCUACCUAGCUGAUCGGGUUGGUCGACGAAAGAUGAUGCUGAUUGGGUGCUCACUCAUGGGCACUGUGUUGAUUGUGGGAGGUGUGUUGUCGCACGAGACAAUUUCUCAUUCGGAUAGAAAUCCAUCGCUGGCGACUCAAUACGGGUCUGGUGUCGCUGCUAUCUUAUAUAUUUACACGUUCAUAUAUGGUAGCACAUGGCUGACGACUUGGUAA
This is a messenger RNA of Penicillium riverlandense, 825 nucleotides long. Its product is annotated as low-affinity glucose transporter HXT3. The record is from RefSeq and is a predicted model, not a curated record. Gene Ontology annotation, cellular component: membrane. The transcript is spliced from 2 exons. Gene Ontology annotation, molecular function: carbohydrate:proton symporter activity. Bases 1 to 825 code for a protein of 274 amino acids. Gene Ontology annotation, biological process: carbohydrate transport; transmembrane transport. NCBI's taxonomy places the organism in Eukaryota, Fungi, Ascomycota, Eurotiomycetes, Eurotiales, Aspergillaceae.